AUGUCUAUAGGUGGCAUUCCACAUGAAACGGUAAAGGUGUUGUGGCAGGUGCAUUGUGCAUCCCUCGCUCCUUUGUCCUUUGGAGAGGAGAUUGUGGGGGAAAUGUGGAAACUAUUCGCCGGUUUUUUGGCUUCACUACCGUUGAAGUCUGCGGCGUCAUCGUCGUCCAAUCACGCUUCCUUGACACUUUCAAUAUUUACUUUUACAGUGGACCUCCGUAGUGAGAGCUUCACACAAGAAAUGCGAACUGCCCUUGUGAAUCAGCCGCACAUUAUUGUGCCACUACUGGAAUUUUUUAGGGGGGUGCUGGACUACCAGCAACCGUCGGAGGGACAUCCACGGGGAGCUGUCGGAAGCUGGCAGUUGGUUUGUUCUGUCAUUGGUGACGAUGCUUCCGCGAGGUCAUUUGAUGCCUUGGGCGCCUCUUCACUUGGCCGGCUUGUGAUGAUUCGUGGGACCGUGGUUCGUAUGAGCCCGUCCCGUGUGGUGUGUGUGAAGAUGGCGUUUUGCUGCGGUUCCUGUGGGGGUGUUGUGGAGGUUGCAACUGAGGAUGGCGUUCUGGUGUACCCUGGGUCCUGUCGCGGUAGAUGCAGCGGGUACAAGUGGUCCCCGCUGGUGGGCCAGGGAAAGUGUGAGGAGGUGCAGGUGCUAAAGAUUCAGGAACAGGCCGACGUCUACGACGGAUCCGCAGGUGGCGGUAGUAUUCACAAGAUGAUGACAGUGGAGUUGCGUAGUAUCUGGAUUGAUGCCGUGACGGUGGGUGAGUCCGUUGUCGUGUGUGGUGUUCUUGCUGCUAGGCGUGGUGAGGGGCGUGGUGACGCCACGCAGCAAAUAGCUGUGCGAGCGUACUCAAUAGAGGGAAGCCGACAUGGCACUGAGCGGGGUGUGUCGCUGUCGAUGAACUCAUUAGAAGAAAGUGCACAAUUUUACGAGAUGGUGCGGCAUCCGCAGUGGUUUGAACGUUUAUGUGCCUCCCUUGCACCAUUUAUUUUUGGGUUACGACACGUAAAGGAAGCCAUUGUUUUGGCUGUGGUGGGAGGCACUGCACAUAAGAUGCGUACACGCAGCAAUAUUCAUUUACUCAUGGUGGGUGAUCCAGGUCUUGGGAAAUCACAGCUGCUGCGUUCUGCCUGCACCAUUGCAGCCCGUAGUGCCUUUGUGUGUGCUCACACUUCGUCCUCUUGCGGUCUGACACUCACGCUUACAAGAGAUCCAACCACGGGGGAAACAUCCUUUGAGGCUGGAGCGGUUGUGCAUGGUGACGGGGGAAUUACAUGCAUAGACGAAAUUGACAAGGGUGUCACAGAACACAGGGCACUUCUUGAAGUGAUGGAGCAGGAGACAGUCUCUAUGGCAAAGGCGGGGAUGGUUUUUUCUGUUCCAGUGCGUACAGCUAUUCUUGCUGCAGGUAAUCCUUCCGGUGGCCGAUUCGAUGACUCAAAGGCUGUGACAGCGAAUCUAAACCUUUCCCCCGCACUACUCAGUCGCUUUGAUAUUGUUGUCUGUCUACGCGACCCACACACGGAUUGUACUCGCUCACUCUCAGAGCAUGUCCUGCGGUUACACCGUCCACAUGACGAGGCUGGAGCACGUCACGCAGGAGGUACAGGUGGCGGGAUGUCACUUUCCGUUGAGUUGGUGCAGCGUUUUGUGGCCUUCUGCCGCCAUCACUGUCAUCCUUCCCUUCGUGAGGAGGCGAGCGAAGUCCUGAAGUCACACUACCUGGCGAGACGGGCAGAGAUGCGGGAUGAUGAAUUGCCUGUCACACCGCGGUUCUUGCAGGCUCUAAUUCGUGUGGCAGAAGCGCGUGCCAAAGUUGAACUUCGUCACGAAGUAACUGCUUAUGAUGCGCAGUACGCCGUGGAGCUGUUGCGGCAAUGCUCUGGGAGUCUGCGCGGCCCCUCUCGCACUUCUUCCCUUCGCCCUGCCGCCGCUAAAAAGAUGAGCCAGCGGGAGAUGAUUUUAAGCACUCUUAAGGCGGAAGUCUGCCGUACGGGUGUUAAUGCUCUUCCCCACCGAGUUAUUCUUGCCGCCUGUGAGGAAGCCGGCUGCCGCAAUGCCAAUGCCAUGUUGCACCAGCUGAACGAGGUGGGAGUAAUCCUGCAAAUUGGGGAUAAGUACCAGUUGCGUGGAGUGUAG
Molecule: messenger RNA, 2139 nt
Organism: Trypanosoma rangeli
Lineage: Eukaryota; Euglenozoa; Kinetoplastea; Trypanosomatida; Trypanosomatidae
Product: putative DNA replication licensing factor, putative,minichromosome maintenance protein-like protein
Exons: 1
Coding region: 1-2139 (712 amino acids)
Cellular component (GO): MCM complex; nucleus
Molecular function (GO): single-stranded DNA binding; ATP binding; single-stranded DNA helicase activity
Source: RefSeq, a predicted model, not a curated record